AUGAUCCCGCAGAACCCAGUGUGUGACAACCACAUUCUCAUAGACCUGCCUGACUCUGUCCUCUCUCCUCUGUCCUUUCUCCUCUGUCCUUUCUCCUCUGUCCUCUCUCCUCUGUCCUCUCUCCUCUGUCCUCUCUCCUCUGUCCUCUCUCCUCUGUCCUUUCUCCUCUGUCCUCUCUCCUCUGUCCUUUCUCCUCUGUCCUCUCUCCUCUGUCCUUUCUCCUCUGUCCUCUCUCCUCUGUCCUCUCUCCUCUGUCCUCUAUUCUCUGUCCUCUCAGCUCUGCGCUCUGUCCUUUCUCCUCUGUCCUCUAUCCUCUAUCAUCUGUCCUCUCUGUCCUCUGUCCUUUCUCCUCUGUCUUCUCAGCUCUUUCCUCUGUCCUCUCUCCUCUGUCCGCUCUCCCCUGUCCUCACUGUCCUUUCUCCUCUGUCCUCUGUCCUUUCUCCUCUGUCCUUUCUCCUCUGUCCUCACUGUCCUUUGUCCUCUGUCCUCUCUCCUCUGUCCUUUCUCCUCUGUCCUUUCUCCUCUGUCCGCUCUCCUCUGUCCUCUCUCCUCUGUCCUUUCUCAUCUAUCCGCUCUCCUCUGUCCUCUCUCCUCUGUCCUUUCUCCUCUGUCCUCUGUCCUUUCUCCUCUGUCCUCACUGUCCUUUCUCCUCUGUCCUCACUGUCCUUUCUCCUCUGUCCUCUCUCCUCCGUCCUUUCUCCUCUGUCCUCUGUCCUUUCUCCUCUGUCCUCACUGUCCUUUCUCCUCUGUCCUCUCUCCUCGGUCCUUUCUCCUCUGUCCUUUCUCAUCUGUCCGCUCUCCUCUGUCCUCUCUCCUCCGUCCUCUCUCCCCUGUCCUCACUGUCCUUUCUCCUCUGUCUUCUAUCCUCUGUCCUCUCAGCUCUGUCCUCUAUCCUCUCUGUCCUCUGUCCUCUAA
Molecule: messenger RNA, 915 nt
Organism: Knipowitschia caucasica
Lineage: Eukaryota; Metazoa; Chordata; Actinopteri; Gobiiformes; Gobiidae
Source: the annotation of a GenBank genome assembly